CUGUUUAUGAAGAUAAGAGAUACGUCGAUUGUUUGGACUGCUCAUUUUCAAGUUUAAUCGACUGGAGAGUAAUAAACGGUGAAACAAUGCCUGAAAAUGGAAAAUACGACGCAUCGCUCAACGAUCCCCUUCUGCAGUCGGUGGACAAGCUCGGCACAGGGUCCAAUUUUCUCUGGAUGAUAUUUAUUUUCACGUUGACACCGACGAUAUUCAACGGAAUGCAUUCCUUGUCCUACAUCUUUAUCGCCGACAUUCCGAAUCACUGGUGCUCGAUACCGGUUUUGACAGCGGCUAAUUGGACCGACCAACAAAUAAGAAAUAUAUCCUCGUCUGGUUCUUGUACCAUGUAUAAUUACGACUACGAGUAUUUUGCGCAUAUUGGAUUCCAGCAGGCUUUGGAGUACAAAAUUACGCAUACUAUUCCUAACUCGGUGGAGUGCGGGGCGAGAACCUUUGAGGAGAGCGCUGAUGGGACUUCUCUAGUUCAAGAUUGGGAUUUGGUUUGCGACAAGACCGCAGCUCGUUCGAGCACUCAUAUGGCUCUGUCGCUCGGAAAAUUAUUGGGCAGCGGUUUCUUUGGAUUUUUGGCAGACAAAUAUGGCCGAAAAACUAGUUACACCAUCGGUAUAAUAUUGUUGAUGACUUCUGGUCCGCUUGGUGCGGUCGUUCCAUGGUACUGGGGCUUCAUGGUCACCAGAUUAUUUAAUGGCGUCAGCCACGCAGCUAUACAGUAUUCUUCUUUCACCAUACUGACGGAGGUAGCAGAUGAGAAACAUAGACAGUGGAUGGCAAUCGCCUACAACAUCGGCUAUGCUUCAGGAAUAGUAAUUGUGCCUGGAAUAGCUUAUUUGUUGCACGAAUGGAGACACAUUCAACUAGCGAUAUCCCUACCAGCUCUGUUAUUGCUGAUACACAUGUGGUUUAUGCCAGAGUCUCCACGGUGGUUAAUAUCUCAGAAUCGACGAAGGGAAGCAAAGGUCAUAAUCGACAAAGCGUGCAAGGGAACUGCCAUUGAAGCGCCAUCGUCAACAGCUGCAUUCGUCGAUCGAGGUCAAGAAUUGAAGGUCUCGAAUCCUCGGAAGGUGAAAAAUGCGGUGAAUUCCGUUAAGGAAGAAUUACGUAAAAACAUCAAAGGAUUCAGAGUUCUGAUCGCUAAUGGCGAGUUGAGGAAGCGAAUUCUUAUUACGAAUUUUAGUUGGAUGGUCGCCUCACUUUGCUAUUAUGCUUUAGCUCUGAACCUGAAUAACUUCUCAGCAAAUCGAUACAUUUACGUGUUGAUGAUGGGUCUGACAGAAAUACCAGCUUAUUUAAUACCAACACCGAUUUUAAUGGUAAUUGGACGACGAACUGGAAGUUCAACGUUAUACAUCAUAGCAUCCUUCUGUUUGUUAUGUAUUCUCACGAUACCGACGACGGACGCCGACACGAUUAUGGUCAUCUCUUUGAUCGGAAGAUUCAGCGCGACAGCUGGUUAUGGCAUCGCCAUCUUGCAUAGCUCCGAACUUUUUCCUACGGUUUGCAGGAACUCGGCCGUAGGAACGAAUUCCGCGAUGUCCCAUGUCGGAAGCGUGGCUUCACCUUACGUGGCUGAUUUAUUGGGCGCUGUGGCGUGGUGGGGCCCGACCACUCUUUGCGGUGGUUUAGCAUUGUUGGCAGGAUUGUUUUGUGCGACAUUGCCGGAAACACGUGGCAGACCGUUGGCUAAUACGCUCGACGAGGAAGUCGCGGAAGGACGAGACAAUGUGUCGCUGACCAACUGCUGGAAAUUUAGAUGAGAUGAUGUCCAUUCUCGACAGCGUUCUCCAAUAUGAUACCAUAUUUUUCUACCCUUUUUACAGAAACAAUUCAUACUGGAUAUCAUAAUUACAUGUAUACACGCAUUAUUUUAUCGUAUAGUAUAAGUUGAAUAGAGGUUAAGUUAUAGAUAGUCGAAAUGAUCUCCAUCGAUUUCAAAUAACAUUUUUGCUACCAUUUUGAUUUUUAACGUUAUCGUGUCAUUAGUAUAAUUGGUCCAUAAUUUUAUGUAACUACAUUUGUAUAAUGGGUCCACAUUUUUAUGUGUUUACAUAAGUACAAUGUGUUCACAUUUUUGUGUGUCUACUCUUUGUUGAGACACACUGCUUUAAGAAUGUUGUUAUAUUUAACAAUCACUGCCAAAUUUUUUGAAACGAGAAAUGAGGUCAGCUCAAAUGUGCUUUCCACGUGUUUCACUAAUAUUGUACAUAGUUAUCGUCAAAGAAUGUGGUCCCGCUGUUAAUGUAACACGUUAUGCGUUAUAAUAUGAAUGUGGGUCACCUUCUAAAUUUGGUAACUAAGUGUUAAUUGGACGACAAGUUACGAAGUUUUUUAUGGUAAUUUUAUUAGGACGAAAAGAAUGAAAUAAAUUCGUACUGAUUUAUAAUACUGAGUUGUCUCCAUCAUUUAAGACCGUAUCCUCUUUUUUAUAUCUGAUAUUUGUAUCAAUAUUUGUA
Molecule: messenger RNA, 2471 nt
Organism: Megachile rotundata (alfalfa leafcutting bee)
Lineage: Eukaryota; Metazoa; Arthropoda; Insecta; Hymenoptera; Megachilidae
Product: organic cation transporter protein
Biological process (GO): transmembrane transport
Cellular component (GO): membrane
Molecular function (GO): transmembrane transporter activity
Source: RefSeq, a predicted model, not a curated record